AUGGACGGUCAUCCCACGCUCUGGUGUGCAAAACUGUCAGAGCACAUUGGUACAGAGGCUCUGCUCGCAUCCCCCCUGCCCGUCCACGGUGCUCUGUUUCUGGCCUUGUUUUAUCGCGGCGGCGUCACGCUCCGGCCUGCGUGCGGAGCCGGCUGGAUGUGGACAGGGAUGUCGGGGAACGGCAGUCGAGAAAGAGGUCACAAUACCUCGAAGAUGACCUGCGAACUCUGCCUGUCAUUGGCAGAGAAUGCUGUGACCUGCUUUAAGAAAUACCAGUAG
This is a messenger RNA of Knipowitschia caucasica, 279 nucleotides long. Lineage: Eukaryota; Metazoa; Chordata; Actinopteri; Gobiiformes; Gobiidae. The record is from the annotation of a GenBank genome assembly.